This is a messenger RNA of Halichondria panicea, 1447 nucleotides long. Its product is annotated as cell surface glycoprotein 1-like. The coding region runs from base 135 to 1370 and encodes 411 amino acids. The record is from RefSeq and is a predicted model, not a curated record. NCBI's taxonomy places the organism in Eukaryota, Metazoa, Porifera, Demospongiae, Suberitida, Halichondriidae. The transcript is spliced from 10 exons.
UUAUGGGCGUGGCUAACAAAGUUGCUAUGGAAACAAGUUUGCAUCCAACCAUGAGAGCCUAGCCACCUCAAUCUUGCUAAUGUUGACUAGACUUCACUUGAAACUUUUUAAAACUUGAAACUUGAAAGUUAAUAAUGUCUGUCUCGUAUGCAUCUAGUCGUUUGAGUGUCCCGCUGGGUUUUGAGUACAUCCUGGAGAGUCUUGCUCGAGAGGUCCUCAGGGAGCAACCUAAAGACAUCAUCGCUUUUGCUGCUGAAUACUUCAAGGGAAAGGUGAUAGUCAGAGAUGAGGGAGGAAUUUUAGACACUCCACUGCACAAGGCAACCACUGAUGCAAGGCCUACUACUGAAGACAGUCCAGUAGAACUAGUGGAAGGACCACAGGAAGACACACAUGCAAGAGAUACGAACAAUGCUAGUGCUGAUGAGGGUUCACAACCUGGUGUUACUGAAGAUGAACUAACAGCGGAUACCAGUAGAGCAACUUCUCCUGAGAGUGAAGCCGUUCCAUCCACAUAUGAAGAAGCAGCAAAAGAUGAAAGUGAGGAUAGUCCCCCGGAGAAUGCUCCACCCAGUGAGACAGCUGAUGAAGGGGCAGAAGACGGUGAUGAAGAAGUGGGUGUGGCACAGGAAAUGAAAGAGGGAACGACUGACGAUGAUGUCACUGAAAGUGAAGAUGAUAGCAAAGCAAAGGAUGACCAACCAGCACCCGAAAGUGAGCCAGAGGUUACCAGUGGUGAGGGGGAGCCUGUUGUAGAGGAGCCAGUACUUGAAAGUGAGCCAGAGGUUACCAGUGGUGAAGGGGAGCCUGUUGUAGAGGAGCCAGUACUUGAAAGUGAGCCAGAGGUUACCAGUGGUGAGGGGGAGUCUGUUGUGGAGGAGCCAGUACUUGAAAGUGAGCCAGAGGUUACCAGUGGUGAAGGGGAGCCUGUUGUAGAGGAGCCAGUACUUGAAAGUGAGCCAGAGGUUACUAGUGGUGAAGGGGAGUCUGUUGUGGAGGAGCCAGUACUUGAAAGUGAGCCAGAGGUUACCAGUGGUGAGGGGGAGCCUGUUGUGGAGGAGCCAGUACUUGAAAGCUCGCCAGAGGGUGGUGAUGUAGAGCCUGUUGUAGAUGAGCCUGUGACAGUUGAAGCAGAUCCUGUGGAGAGCACCAGUGCACAAGAAAAUCAAGAAGAGCCCUCUGAGCCUGAGCAAGGAGACACUGAAGGUGAGGUAGCUCCCUCCAGCACCAGUUUAGCAGAAGGCCCUGAAGAGACAGAGCCUGAGUCCACACCUGAGAGUAGAGUAGAUAGUACACCCCCUGGGGACGAACCAAGCGACCAGCAGACUGCCAAUAAGGACACACCUACUGAUGAUGAACAAACUCAAUAGACUUAAACACUUGCUAUAGUUAGAGAUCAUGUUAAUUAUUACCAUUAUCAAUUACGUAAUAAUUAUUAUUGUUGUGA